AUGCCGUCCUAUGACAAGCUUAAAGCAACACGACACGACCGUGUGAGGACAUUUGAGAGCAAAGAAGGCGAAACACCCAGUGCCAAGGAAGCGUUUUGGAAGCCCAAAUAUAUGAAAACCACCAACCCCGACGAACUCGAAAAGGCGACGUUGAUUCCAGUCCCCUUUCAGGAAAAUCUCUGGUGCUGGGCAUACAGAUUUACAGGAAAGGUGAAUGAGCAGGAAAAGGAGCUGUUUGCCCUGAUCUCUCGGGAAAAAGGCAAAGUGAAGCUCAUGAACUACUUCCAUGAGAGGUACUCGUACCUCUUACGCCACGAGGUGCCGGGUCACAAAGGUUACUCGGAAAAAGAUUUUCUUUUCAUCAAUACCAAUAACCCUGUGCUAAGGAACACGAGCGCUGGGGGAAAGACGCCUCCGGGUCGCACAGGUGAAGUGCAUGCUCAGAGCCCACAUGGGCCAGCAUUCAACGUUCCCCAAAAUGACCACGCCGGCCAGACAUCCGAUGAUGCAGACUUGGAAGAGAUGGCCGAUGACCUCGGAUUAGCCCCGAUGAUUCCGAGUGUUUCACCGCAGAGUGGUGUCGGGUUCGAUGUCAACCGAGCGCUCUUCAAGCUUGUUGUAGCGGAUGGGAAUAGUAGAGAGUACGGAAUGAGGUUCCACGGCUGCGACACGGUGCAAGAUCUGUUCGAGAAGGUGGCUGAACGAGUCGAGGACGAGUUGGGCCCCGGAGAUGUUCUGAGAAAGCUGAUCUUCUAUGCUGACAUGUUCGUUCCGGAGCGCUGUCGCCCGGAAAUGGACGUCCCUAGAGAUCAUGAACCCAGCUUUAGCGGUGUAGUUAGCAGGAUCAGAAAGAUCUUGGAAGUUGUGGAGGACCAGAUUGAGAUGGUUGUGGAAGUGAUCGUGAGGAGGAACAACUAG
This is a messenger RNA of Lasiodiplodia theobromae, 918 nucleotides long. RefSeq lists its product as uncharacterized. The record is from RefSeq and is a predicted model, not a curated record. Bases 1 to 918 code for a protein of 305 amino acids. Lineage: Eukaryota; Fungi; Ascomycota; Dothideomycetes; Botryosphaeriales; Botryosphaeriaceae. The transcript is spliced from 4 exons.